AUGCCUCACAUUCAACUUCGAUAUGUAGUAACGCUGGAUCAUCGAAAGGCGGGUGCCUUGAUUGGGAAACUCGCUUGCAAAAACAACUUCAACGAGCAUUCGUUUCAGGUCAUGGCAUUGAUGCUCAAAUCCUGGGCAGGAAUCCCUCUCACCAGACAAGAGCUUCACAAGUAUUCCUUCCAGAUACACGACAAGAACUUUACUGCAGGCGAAGAUGGUUGGUACGAGGAGGCGCGAAAGUUGAACAUUGUCGCACUUCCACAAAAGAGAACUCUCAAAAACUGCUACGUGCUGGUGGUGGAUCAAGUGCACCCAAAUGCCGCGUCGAGUCCUCAUGUGAUUGUGGGCGACUUCAGUGUCCACAAGGACGCCAACAAGAGCCGAGUGUGCAAAUACGAGAAUGCGAGUUGCAAAGACGAUGCCAACAACCCAGCUCACAACCCAGAGGACAAGCCAAUGCCGCAGCCUUGCCUUUCCAACGAGAAAGUUGCAGCUAUGGUCAAUGGAUGUGAAGAGUACAAAGCCUUGGUUCGCUGGUCAGCUUGUACGCAGGUACGCAACGCAUUGGCAGUGAACUAUGUUCUCAUUUCGGAGCACGGAAUGAACUUGAUGAGAAACGAUUAUCGUCUUGAUGAUGAUGGAAAAAUCAAGACUUGCCGUGCCGACCACGAACAUGAUAUUCCCUACUUUGCCAAAAUUGACAACUGGGAGGAACUCAUUCGCUACAAAGUCCAGCAGGCGAAUGGAAACUCCGGUUUCGAGGCUCGUCAACCGGGCAAUCUACGAGCUGCCACUGCGAGAGGCGGCGGUGUUGUUGAUCUUCCGGUCGACAGCAACGGAGACGAAGAGUUUGCUGCCGUGGGUGGUGAUGGUGGCGGUGAAGCUGGUGAAGCUGGCGAAGCAACUGCGGAGGUCGAAGCCAUCCCAGAGGCCGAGGCCGAAUUUCCACCGAUGCCUCCACUCAACCACACGGCUGCGAUUCCACCAGCCCAGGCUGCUUUUCUCACUCAAGAACAAGUCGAGGCAGAGCUUGCCGCUACUGUGAUUGAACGGGAUGAGCUGCGAUCGAAGGUAGAUGGACUGCAAUCACAGCUUGAUGACACCAAGAAAGAGCUGGAGAUGAAAGAGAAGUGGUUUUCGCAGCAGCUCCAUACUGCUUUGAAGACGGGCUACGAACAAGCCCAGAAAGAUUUGCACGACAGUCAAGAGCGUCUCAAGGUGGAGCUAGUCAAGAUCAAAACAGAAAAUGCAAAUCUAAAACUCAAGCUCGCAGAGAUCGCCCAGAAAGCCUUGAACCAAGGCCGAGAAGAAGAACAGCCCAAGGCGCAGCCCGCCAAUAUAGGAAAGGAAAACAAAAGUAUGCGGCGACAGCUUGCACAAGGGAAGCCCCGGGUUCCUGAUGCUUGUGUCUCCACCGUCAAUACUGCUUUUGAUGGGAAUGGUACAACUGACAAGUCACACCGCGACAAGAAAAGAGCUCCUUGUCGUGAGCGUAUGGGUACCGAAACCGACAAUCAGCGUGCUGGAAAGAAGAAAAGCAAGCCAUCAAACGGAGGAGUCUCUGCAACUCCUAACCCCGUCCGCAUGGCACCAAUCAAGUGUGAGCCUGUACUGUCCAGCUCACAGGGAGAUCUGGUGCCAGGAUUCCAACCUUCUGAUGGCUGUACCGGUACUGUGAUGCGUGUUGUCAAAAAGGAAACCCCACCAGCUCCUUGA
Messenger RNA from Seminavis robusta, 1716 nucleotides. The record is from the annotation of a GenBank genome assembly. Lineage: Eukaryota; Bacillariophyta; Bacillariophyceae; Naviculales; Naviculaceae.